AUGGCCAAUCCGGCGAAACGCCCGCGGGCGACGUCACCUGUGAAUGGCCCGAAGGCUUGGGAAGACAUCGAGCUGGUUUUCGGUGGUGGCAGUUCAAGGCACGCAUCUUCUGCGCUCCUACGCAUGUGCUCCCCCGUGUUUGACCGCAUGCUCGGCUCUGGCAUGCAAGAGUCGCAAGAGAGGGUCAUCAAGGUUGAAGUUGCAACCAGAGAUGAGUUUAAUGUCUUGUACGACUUGCUGACGCCUGGGGCUUUGAGCAAAAGCAUCAACAAGAAGCAUGUGGAUGCCUUGCUCCGCCUCAGCGACUACUACGAAAUCGAUUUCGUCAAGGAAGCCUGCGAAGAAGUGCUUCUGCAGAUGCCGGUUACAGCCCAGCGACUGCUGCAGGCCAGCAAGCACGGGCUGCGCAGACAGCAGGAACGCAGUGUGAAGCAGCUUGGGCAAUCGGUUGAUGCGACCGGGCUGCUGCUUCUGCAUGACGAGUCGCCGGAACUGCUGCUAGCUGUGGCUUGUGCCAUGAAGGGGUACGCUGUCUGCAACCGCGAGGAGGUGGUGAAUCUGAAGGUGGCAGCAGAUGCCCCGGGUGCUCUUUCACUGAAGGCACUUCGAUCCUCCGACAUGGGUCACCCUGUGGAGGUAGUCGCGCUCAGGACCUGGACCAUCCGUCUCCUCAAGGAGAGGCUCGUUGAGGAGAUGGGUCUGAGUUAUGGAGAUGUGCGAAUGUGGGACUUCUUCGACAACAAGAUCUUUGCAACCUUGGAGGACGAGCUGGACGCCCAGCUUCAUGACAAGAGAAUAAUGGAUGGCCAGCCGAUUCUUCUUGAAGAGCGUGAUAACCAUGGUAAUUUCACAUUUGUCAGCGCCCUGAGGCAGAAUAGCUCAAGCACUUGA
This is a messenger RNA of Symbiodinium natans, 891 nucleotides long. The record is from the annotation of a GenBank genome assembly. Lineage: Eukaryota; Dinophyceae; Suessiales; Symbiodiniaceae.